AUGGAAAACAAACGAAAAAGAUCCUUUGAGAGCCAGAGACCAUCCAGGCCCAGCAAGAAAUUGGAUUUGGCAGAAGGAGUUUGGCCAGAAUCUUUUCGAGAGCUAGAAUUGAUUUAUUUUCAUUUAAAUACCUUUUACACUUUUCUCUCUGCAAAAAAGAAUACCGUAACUAGUUUUGAUACUGUGAAGGUCCCUGCUGAAAAACAAAUCAAAAGAAAACUAACCCAUAUUGAUGUUUGCAAAUUGAUAGCAUUAUUGCCAAAUCACACUCUGUUUCGUUAUGUUGAUAAAAGUCAAUUAUCAUUACUAGAGGAGAAGCAAUUUGACAACCACGGAUUUGUUCAAAAAGAAUCUGAUAUUUUCAAAUUAGAAGAUUUAGAAGAUGAAGACGAAGCAAAAAAUCAGGUUCUAUUGUUUGAGUUCACCGAUAGCACACCAAAUCAGAAAAAAGUUAAAAGCUCGUUUUAUUCAAACACUCCAAUAUACACUACUGAGCAAAUAAAGAGAUUAAUUGAUAAAAGAAAAAAACUUUUCGAAGAGGCUGUUAACCGAUUUUUAGAGAAAUGUUCCAAAGAUGAAGAUCCUAUGGAACGUUUAACUGAAAAUGCUAAGAUUCAUUUGCCUAAAUUAAAUACAUUUAUUGACCCAAUUCAAGCAAUGCUAGAAAAUCAAAACGAAAACGAGCAAUCAAAUAGUUUAGAUGAGAGAUGUUCUAUUCCGGAAAUGAUCGAUCUUUUGAAAAAAUCAAGUUUUUAUAAGCAUCAGAUUGUUUCUAAUGGAGAAUUUCACUUUCCAGAAAGAACUCCAAUGUAUUCAUCAUUGAAUUUUGAAUUAUCACCAAAGUUGAUCAAAGCUCUCCACGAUGUGAAAUCUGUUAGAGAAUUUUAUUCGCAUCAAGCUAAAGCAAUAAAUGCUAUUCAUCAAGAGAAAAAUGUUAUUAUAACUACUAGUACAUCCAGUGGAAAGAGUUUAAUAUAUCAAAUACCUGUUUUAAAUAAUUUGAUUGAAUCAAAAAAAGAAACGAAAGAUUUGGAGACUGCGAUUUACAUUUUUCCAACCAAAGCAUUAGCACAAGACCAAAAGAGAUCAUUAUCUGAAUUAAUAGAAGCCAUCCCAAGUUUAGCAAGAAAUAUUUUAGUUGAAACCUUUGAUGGUGAUACUCCGAAAAAUAAACGGUCUUAUAUUAGAGAAAAUGCUCAUAUCAUUUUCACAAAUCCAGAUACUAUUCAUUGGUCUAUUUUGCCUAAUAAUGAAAAUUGGAGCUCAUUUUUAAAAAGACUAAAGUAUAUAGUAGUGGAUGAAUUGCAUAUUUAUAAUGGUUUAUUUGGUUCGCAUGUUGGAUUAGUGAUGCGAAGACUAAUUCGGAUAUGCAAUUAUAUCGGAAACAAUAAUAUUAUAUUUAUAUCAUGUUCAGCUACUUUAAAAACCCCAAUAAAACAUAUGUCAACUCUUUUUGGGUUAAGUGAAUCAAAGGAUUCAAUUUGUCAUAUUUCAAAAGAUGGAUCACCAUCUGGUGAAAAGUAUUUAAUAGCUUGGAAUCCCAUAUUAGUUAAUAAAAACAAUCAUGAACAUAAACGAGAAUCAUUUAUUGUUGAAUCUGCUAGGAUAUUAAUUGAAUUAGUGAAGAAUAAUUUUAGAGUGAUAAGCUUUUGUGUUGUAAGAGAAGUAUGUGAAUUAUUAAUGAAGGAAGUUAGAUAUCAGCUUAAAGAAAUAAAUAGAUCUGACUUGAUCGAGAAGAUUAUGGCAUAUCGUGGAGGAUAUUCUGCAUCCGAUAGACGAGAAAUUGAAUUUCAAAUGUUUAAUCAAAAUUUAAAGGCAAUUAUUGCAACAAAUGCUCUUGAGUUGGGUAUAGAUAUUGGGUCAUUAGAUGUUGUAUUAAACUGUGGAUUUCCUAUAUCUCUUGCAAAUUUCAAGCAGCAAAGUGGUAGAGCUGGAAGAAGAAACAAAGAUUCAAUGACAUUAUUUGUUGGUAGUAAUGAUCCUGUUAAUCAAUUUUACAUGAAAGAUCCCAACAAAUUGAUCAGUAAUAAUUAUCAGGAAUUGGUGUUAGAUUUUAAAAAUUUAGUAAUUUUAGAGUCACAUAUUCAAUGUGCAGCAUUUGAAUUGCCAAUUAACAUUGAAACAGAUUCCAGGAUUUUCUUUGGAGAGGAAUUUUUAGAAAAAAUUUGUGAAAAGAGUUUACGAAAGGAUGAUUAUGGAUACAAUACAAGUGAAAAAUAUUUACCUUGGCCAAGUUCUUUUGUUAAUUUAAGAGGGGAUUUUGAGGAUAAAUUUGCAGUAGUUGAUGUAACCAAUGGACGGAAUAUAGUUAUUGAAGAAAUUGAAAAAACUAGAACUACAUUUACGUUGUAUGAUGGAGGGAUUUUUAUCCAUCAGGGCUUGCCAUAUUUAAUCAAGGAGUUUAACCCUGAAGAGUUUUAUGCCAAAGUGAUUCGGGUUAAUGUUGAUUGGAGAACAAACCAAAGAGAUUACACAGAUGUUGAUCCGAUAGAAGUUGAAAAGGCAAUAAAGGCAGAUUGUCCAAUUUAUUUUGGUAAGGUCAAGAUCACGAUGGUUGUAUUUGGGUUUUUCAAAGUUGAUAAGAAAAAUCGAAUUUUAGAUGCAGUACAAGUUACUAAUCCUCCAGUUAUUAUUGAUACAAAGGGGUUUUGGAUAAAUGUUCCAAAGGAAGCUAUCUCGAUGGUAAGAAAAAAGGAGUUAUCAUUAGCAGGUGGAAUUCAUGGAGCGCAGCAUUGCAUUGCUAAUUUGUUUCCAUUGAUUAUUUUUAGUGGAAAAGAUGAUAUAUUUAGUGAGUGCAAAGCACCAGAGAAAGAAUUUGCAAACAGGCAAACUAGUCGACAACGACCAGCCAGGUUAAUAUUUUGUGAUUUUAAAGGUGGAGUAUACGGGAGUGGAUUGUGUGAGAAGGCAUUUGAGAAUAUUGAGGAAAUAUUGGAGGAAUCGUUAAAGAGAAUUAUUGAAUGUGAUUGCGAGUAUGGAUGUCCCGAGUGCAUUGCUUCAGGGUCGUGUAAAGAGAGUUCGUUAGUUUUGUCGAAACCCGCAGCAGUUAUAAUUCUUUCAGUGAUUUGUGGAUACGAAAUUGAUUUGGAUUCCAUACCCAAGGGACCAGAGAUCAAUAUGCCGUUAAUUAAGACUGAGACUAUAGUUGCCAGUGGAGAUAUAAUUAAGAGGAAUAAAAAGUUUGAGGUUGUUGAGCCUAAAAAGGAUUGCAGAAUAAUGAAGAUGAAUAAAGGGAAGAUUGUUUAUAAGAGGAAUAAAAAAGAAAGUGAGAUAGUAGGCAAUGGAUUUGGAAGUGAUGAGUUUGAAAGUGAUCCAUUUGGAGACGAUGAUGAUGAUGAAUUUUUUUGA
Molecule: messenger RNA, 3348 nt
Organism: Ascoidea rubescens DSM 1968
Lineage: Eukaryota; Fungi; Ascomycota; Saccharomycetes; Ascoideales; Ascoideaceae
Gene: HRQ1
Product: ATP-dependent 3'-5' DNA helicase
Exons: 1
Coding region: 1-3348 (1115 amino acids)
Molecular function (GO): ATP binding; nucleic acid binding
Source: RefSeq, a predicted model, not a curated record